AUGCAGCUCACAUAUCUUUCUCUGGCUCUUGGGCUCGUUGGGAUCUCCGAUGCGAUUCACUUGCCCGUCCAACGUGUCCGUCCUCGCUCGUCAGGAAGUACUAGUACGGCCAUGACGAAGCAGAGAGGCGUAGCAGGGCUCGGAAAUACACAGAAUAUCAUGUACACCGCCGAGGUUCAAACCGGAGGCGCAAGCUAUACUCUACAGCUCGAUACUGGAAGCAGCGAUCUGUGGUUCGCUCCUGUCCAGAACUACAACAAGACAUUCGCAUCUGUCAAGAAAUAUGAAAACCUCCAGGUGAAUUUGACCUACGGAACCGGUUGGGCAGCCGGCGCUGUCGCCCAAACGAACGUUGAAUUUGCCGGGUUCAGCAUCACCAACCAGUCGUUCUUGUACAUUGAACAGGUCUCGCAAUGGGACAUCGAAUUUGAGCAACAGUAUCCGCUAUACCAAGGUUUAGCCGGACUAUCCUUCGAUACUCUGUCGCAAAUCAACAGCGUCGUGGUGAACACCACCAACCAGACGUGGGGAAGAAGUCUCAUGUCGAACAUCUUUCUCGCUGAUCCAUCCACGCCGAAUCAUAUUGCGUUCUUCUUGGAUAGAAACGACGGCUUGAAUAACACUGAUACCGGAUACUUUGACAUCGGUACCUAUGCACCGGGUUACGAGCAGGUCGCCAAUCAACCAAAGCUCGAUGUGUUCACUGGAUUUAGCUCUCAAGUUCUCCAGUGGAAUCUCCUCGUCCAUAAACUUUCCAUCAACGGGAAGAAGCAACACCUGAAAACGAGUAUCAAGGUAGAUCAAGCCGUAGGACUUACGAAUGUCCCUCCAGAAGGAACAGUUUCAGCGCUGAUGGAUACUGGAACCUCCUCUGCUCUGAUCCCCGAGCAUGCGUUUCAUGAGCUGUACAAGUCAAUGGGAGGCGUGUAUUUCAAAGAAUAUUCGAUCUACGUUGUACCUUGCUUGGCUCAGGCAAGCGUCGAGUUUGUGAUUGGAAACGUGACUGUUGCGAUCAAUCCUCUCGAUCUGACAGAUGUCCAAAUUGACGACUUUGGAACCGGUCGGAAUCUUACGUUUUGCUCCAGUGCAUAUUCGCCAUCCAGUUACGAUGGUGCAGACAACGACCUUAUAUUGGGCGAUGCUUUCCUCCGAAACGUAUAUGCGGUCUAUAACUAUGGCGAUUUUGUCAAGACCGAGUCUGGUCUCAAUACUUCCAGUCCAUUUAUUCGACUUCUUCCUCUUACGAAUGCUACUGCCGCGAGUGAAGAAUUCAAGCAAACCAGGACCAAGAGCCUGCAAGGACUGCCACCUCAACUCGAUAUAAAAACCGUCAACGAUCCCACGCCUAAGCCUAUGAAGAGCACUACAUCCAGCUCCAAGACCAACGGAGGCGCCGCAAACGUAAACGCCGCACUGUCCGCUUCGUCCUCGGCUAGCGUUUCCCAGCUUGAGGCGGAUGUAUCAGACUCGCUGAAAACGCUAGCCUCGCUCGCACCCGUAGUGCUCGGCCUGCUUGGUGCGAGCGUAGGACUCUUGGUCAUCCUCAUUGCCAUCGCUGGGUUUGCCUUGGUCCAGGCUCGGAAGCAGGCUGGGGCACCUGCUUAUGCGCCAGUUCCUUUAACGAGAGAACGUCCCGGAGGGUACAAGGAUGAGGAUGGGGCAAAGUACGAUAUACCUUUUAGAGAUUGA
This is a messenger RNA of Rhizoctonia solani, 1689 nucleotides long. RefSeq names its product aspartyl protease. The record is from RefSeq and is a predicted model, not a curated record. Lineage: Eukaryota; Fungi; Basidiomycota; Agaricomycetes; Cantharellales; Ceratobasidiaceae. Gene Ontology annotation, molecular function: aspartic-type endopeptidase activity. The coding region runs from base 1 to 1689 and encodes 562 amino acids. The transcript has 5 exons. Gene Ontology annotation, biological process: proteolysis.